Molecule: messenger RNA, 2115 nt
Organism: Dunckerocampus dactyliophorus (ringed pipefish)
Lineage: Eukaryota; Metazoa; Chordata; Actinopteri; Syngnathiformes; Syngnathidae
Gene: tsc22d3
Product: TSC22 domain family, member 3
Exons: 4
Coding region: 332-952 (206 amino acids)
Biological process (GO): regulation of transcription by RNA polymerase II
Source: RefSeq, a predicted model, not a curated record
AAAGUGAUAAGCAGCAAGCAGCUUCUGGGUGUUGCUUUCAAGUGCACUCCCGCUGAAUGUGUGUGUGAGCGUGUGUGUGUGUGUUAAGGAAGGGGGGGGGCACGUUCAUUCUUUCUCCCGCUACAGUAGCAACGCACAGCAGCGGCAUUGGUCCCGGACAAAAGGCUAAACGCAGCAGAGCCACAGGAGGGGGUAACUCAGGGAUAGUGCAUGCCCAGCAGAGACUGCGCUUCUCAGGGAGGAAUUUAACCUGCUGCCUCACCUCUUUUUGGGCCCGGACUGCAGACGCGACAUCUCCACAGUCACCUCCUCAUCCACCUGCCCCCCAAAGAUGUCAGAGGAUGAGUGCCGCUCUCCCGUCGGCCUGGACUGCUGCAGCUGCUGCCUGGACCUGGCCAACGGAUGUGACGACUCCAUGUCUCAGGGCCUGCCGACGAGCCCCACCAGCCCCAGCGUCAGUCACUUCCGUCAGCUUCGCAAUCAGCUGAUGUACCCCAACCUCAACACGGACAAGCUGAACAACAUCAUGAGGCAGGACUCCCUCGAGUCGGUGGUGAGGGACCCAUGCUUCCUGCUGAACGAGGGGAUCUGCAACAGCAACAUAGACCAGACCAUGCUGUCCAUCCUGCUCUUCUUCCACAGUGCCUCGGGUGCUAGCGUGGUGGCCAUUGACAACAAGAUAGAGCAGGCCAUGGACCUGGUCAAGAACCACCUCAUGUACGCUGUGCGUGAGGAAGUGGAGAUCCUCAAGGAGCAGAUCAAGGAGCUGGCGGAGAAAAACAACCAGCUGGAGAGGGAAAACUACCUGCUGAAGAACCUGGCCAGUCCGGAGCAGCUGGAGAAGUUCCAGUCCCGCAUCCCGACUGACGGCUUGCUCCCGCUGGACAAUCAGAGCGUUCAGGUGAUGUCCGAGCAGCAGACCUGCAGCCACGCCACUGGCUCUGCUGUAUAAGUGGCUCUGCCUUGGGGCGGGCAGAGCCACUGUCCCUGUUCAGCAAUGGACCUCCAUGUUUUUGCGUUGAAAGAAUUGCUGCCGCUGGAAAAAAUGGCAAUGAGGGCAUGGCCUUGUGGCCGCAAAACGCCUGAUGGGACUUCAAAAGUUGACUGAUGAGCACAAAACGUCCAACCGGCGUUGUGUGUGUGAUCCCGUCCAAGUCUUCGCUGUAGUGUCAACAAGUGCUAAGAACCAAGAGGGCCUACUGGACAUUACUGCGCGCUUGCUUUCAGACGAGGGGUUGGAGUGGGGCGCCCAUCCGGCGACCGUCCUUGAGCUCUUGAUUGGGCUGGUCCCGCAGGUGCGAACUUGGAAAGCGUGCGAGGCGGGUUGCGGCGACUUCCUACUCCACCCGGGUCUGGACGUGCCGUGAGGCCCCCUCCCCUCCGGCGUGUGGAUGCGUUCCAAGUUUCAAGGAUUCCCAGCUCCACAUUUCAUCCACAAGGACUUUUCCUGCGUGUAUGUUGACGUUCAUUAACAGAAAUAAUCAACAGGAUGAGCAGAGGUGAAGCUUAGAGUAUAAUCCAGCCUGGUGGACUGACUGUAUACUGUACUGAUUGGUAACCUGUAAUCUUAUAGUGUCUGCAGUUGGGGCUUGCUGCUUAUAGGGAGGGGUUCAUGCUUGCCAUAUUUUCGUUUUGUUUCUGUUGUAUAAUAAGGAUGCUCUUUUGAGAUCAUUUUAUCUACACUGAAAGCGUGAAGAGCGUCCAUUGUCCUGCAGUCAACAAACGAGCAACAGACUGUGAGAUUGAGAUGUUCUGCAAGCGUCGACUCUGUAUUCUAACCCCCGGUGCCAACUUGAAAACGAUGGCAUGACAACAGUGCCUGUACGUAGUCAAAGAGAGGAACACGAUUCGACUCGGCGCUCCGCUGAUGCUGCUGUUGUUUUCAAGCUACCAAAGACUUUGUUUUUUUUUUUUUGUUUUUUUUUAACAGCAAAAAAGACGAGCCGACAACCAGGACCAUGAGUUAAAAGUUCACAGGGAGAAGUUAGUCCUCAAAGUUUCUGUGUUUUUGUAAAGAUAACGGUAUUGUUGCUGUACAGUAUCCAGACAACAUUUGUUUGCUACGCUCUUUGGAUACAACUGCACAUUUGCAAUAAACCUUAUGUUUACAUAAUA